UUUUCCACUCAUUGUUGAUUCUCAAAAUAAUUGAGAUGAACAGCAAAAUAUAAGCCCUUUAACACGAGGAAAACGGGAGCAAAUUCAAAAGUGAACAGAAGCCAGGCCAACACAUCAGACACUCCCACCUGCCAGCAUGAUGCCGCUAAUAAAACAGCAGUCAUCGAACACAGAUCCCAUCUGCUGUAAAGAGUGUGGAAAAUGUCUUUUUUCCCAUGGCUCCAGGGUCACCAAGGCACCCAUCAACUACAGGAAUGAGUUCCGGCCGACAGAAGGCAACAAGUCCAAUACAAAUGAUUUCAAAUUCUUUGUCCCAGGAAACCUCUCGGCAAGGGUCCCGAACUCCACCGGGGUGUUAUCGUGUAAAUGCGGCAGGAACUGGGAGACCAGCUACACGGUUGAUUAUAAUGCCUAUCCCAUCCAGCAGAACAUAGUUCGUAAGACCAUGGUGUACAGGGCACCAACUGCAAAGAUGGAUGGCCACACAGAAUAUAAAGAGAAGUUCCAUCCCUGGGAAAUCAUAAAGCGAGACCCCUUCUGGCAUAAAGAUAACCUGAAGCCAAGUAAGGCAAAGUUUCAAAGCACCACUACAUUUCAAGAUGAAUUCUACGCCAAGCCCAUGCCUAGCUCUCGACACAACUUCAAGCCAAUUCCUAGACGCAAGGAGUCUGCGCCCAUGGAGGUCAUGACCACUUACAGGGAGCACUAUGUCCUUCACCCGGCGCAACCCACACAGCAGCCGCCCUUGAAGCCCAGCAUCAUCUGCCUCAGCUGUCUUGGCACACACAGACCUGGUUACAGCAACCUGCGAGAGGAAGCUGCUAUGCUGGUUGCACCCAAAGCUGCAUGGGAGAGUAGCACCACUCCCUUUCAAACUUCUAUGGAGAGCAUCUCCUCCAAUCAUGCUAACCUCCUGGGUCACCAGGACUUGUCCACAGUGUCCAAUCAGCCCCCUGGUCAAGGUAUGCAGGACACAGGUGCCCUCUGA
This is a messenger RNA of Scleropages formosus (Asian bonytongue), 988 nucleotides long. Its product is annotated as stabilizer of axonemal microtubules 1-like. The record is from RefSeq and is a predicted model, not a curated record. Gene Ontology annotation, molecular function: microtubule binding. The transcript is spliced from 4 exons. Bases 137 to 988 code for a protein of 283 amino acids. Lineage: Eukaryota; Metazoa; Chordata; Actinopteri; Osteoglossiformes; Osteoglossidae.